This is a messenger RNA of Physella acuta, 4420 nucleotides long. RefSeq lists its product as uncharacterized. Gene Ontology annotation, molecular function: DNA binding. NCBI's taxonomy places the organism in Eukaryota, Metazoa, Mollusca, Gastropoda, Physidae. The record is from RefSeq and is a predicted model, not a curated record.
UAGAUCUAGACUAUAUCUAGGCUCUAGAAAUCUAGAUCAAAAUCUAUCUAGACUUGAUGUUACUCUCCACUCUAAAUAUAUUGAGUCUAUUCUGAUAAGAAUUUUAAAUGAUUUUUUAAUAUGGACAUGGAAGUCGACAUGACAGAAAACAUCAACUUUUCUAAGGAUGAUACACUACUGUUAAGACCAGUUGAUACAAAUCACAGUCCAUCAUCCAGCAAGGAUGAAUAUAAUGACUUUUCUCUUGGAUUCAUAGGGCCUAAACUUGUGAAUACAGACAUAGAUGGAGGGCCACUUUUAAUGGAAGUUGUUUCAGCAGUAGAUACCUUAAGUGAAAUGGAAUAUACCCCACAUAGUAUCAGAUCUAAAAAUGAGAACAAAGACUUAGAAAAUGAUUUAUUUACAGAAAUACAUGAGGCAGAUGAACAUGUAUCUAAACAUCAAACAGUUCUAGAAGAUUUUACUUUAACAGAACUUGUGGCUGUCAGAACUAUUUUAAGUGAAAAUGAAGAAAGUGAUAAUAGACCUCUUGAAAUUGAGAGUUGUGAAAUAACAAAAAGUCAAACUGUACCAGAAAAUGAUUUACCUGAAAAAGAACAUGAUGCAUUUAAGAAAAAAUUUGAAAAACGCAAGCCAUCUAAUAAGACUGUAUCUUCUUGUCGUACGCCACAUGAUACUGAGGUUAGCACUUUAAAGAAAAAGGUAAACCGCAGAUCAUCUCAUGACAAGAUUGUAUCUCCUAUUGUUAAGCCAUUAGAUGUUGUUUUAUCAAAUAUGUGUGAUAAAAGCAUGAAUAAAGGCACUAAGAGCCAUAUUCCUUCAAAUACUUUUUCCUUAACAUCUAAGGAUGAAAAUUUUAAUGUUCGUGAGGACGAUAAAAGAGGUACAAGAAUAAGUAAAUUUAUGGGAUAUGAAAAACUACCCCAACUUAUAAUUAAACUCAAGCGCUGCGAUUCCCUCGUUGGUAUUAAAGUCCUGAGACUAGAAGAAACUUAUAAUAAUUCCUUGCAGUUAAAUAACUCAGUAGCCCCUGUUGAGACAAGAACACGCCUUUCAAAAGGUAAAGUAACUGAUGCAACUACUGUUAAAGAUAAUAGAGACAAUCUUUCAACCAACACAGGAGUAAUCACAACAGAGAAACUUGAGCACACAGAUCAACUAGCUCAAAGCGAAGAACAAACUGAUUUAGUAAGGAGAAGAGGGCGUCCUAGAAAAUUAUUCAAACAAGAAAAACCGUUUCAAAUUCCAAGAAAAAGAGGACGGCCUAAGAAAAUAAUUGAUAACGCUCAGGCGGAGAAAUCAGAUGACAUAAACUUACCCAUUAAAAUGUCUAAAGUUGCUAAUGUCUAUUCUUUCAACGAGUUUACAACAUUGAAAAAGUCUGGUAAUCCUAAAAGCAGUGAAACUAGCUCACCCACUGAAGCCUGUUCUUCAAGUGAGAAAGUCCACUCUGAUAAACCAUUUGUAAAGAGGAAGAAAACUAGCUCAUCUACUGAUACCUGCUCAUCCAGCGAGAAAGUUCACCCCGAUAAACUUUUUGUAGAGAGGAAGAAAAGAGGUCGUCCAAAAAAAAUUGGACAGCAACAUUCACAUGGUUUGACUUUUAGUAAAAUUGAAAAAAACAAAAAAUUGUUCAACAGAAAUGCUAGCACUACUGCUGUCAGAAAAUCUAAACUAAAAGCAAAAGGUCUUUCAAGAUCACAGUUAGUUUUAAACAUGACAACCCUGUUUAACAACAAACGUAUGUUGCGUAAGUCUUUGUUGACUCAAGGUAGGCAGUUGCGUCCCAAGUCUGAAAUACCUAAACAAAGUGUUGACAUAAAUAAACAGAAACAAGCUACUGUGACUAAAGAAAAAACUAAAAAACUUAAUUCUCUAUCCCCCCCUCACAAUCCAACACAACCCAUAUUAGAAAUAGACAGAGACCCUGAAGUAGAUAUAGAAACAGUGAUGAAUUUUGAAGCUGAGAAGUCAAAGGAAAGGGAGCUAUUAAAAACCAGAAGGCAACCAUCAAGAGGCAGAUUUGCUUCAAGUAGAAGGCAGCGAGCAGCAGAAGACACAUCACCUUAUCCAGUAUCUUUGGUUUAUGUCAAGCCCACCAUAUUGAAACAAUGUGAUUUAACCCACCCCUGUUGUAAAAAAAAUGAUGUGAGUAAAGUAGAUCAGGGCACUCAGUGGGAAAACAUUUUUAGUGACCAACCAGUACCAGUCUUGUAUGCAGGUACUUUUAACUUAAGCUCUAAAGUCCAGGUGGAGACAAAUUUUGUGAACAGUCUCCCAAAAAAUUCUGCACCUUCUUUGCAAGUAGUGCAAGUGCAAGGUUCCCACUAUGGGCAAAAGCAAAGUUUAUCAAAUAGUUCAAUGACUUCCAUGCAGUGUUUUAAAAUUGGCCCAGCAAAAAAUCUUGUUAACAGUCCCAUGUCUUCUUUACCAAAACCUCAAUUAGAGCAAAUGAACAGUCCAACAAGCAGUAGCACUUCUCCCAUGCCAAAUUCUAAUCCUGAGGUAAAUCAUGGUGUGAAUUCAUUACGGUACAUUCUACCAAAGCAUCAAGCCAUGGAAAAUCUGGAUUUUGUCAGCACUCAGUUGAGCCUACCAAAUGAGCUGCACCAAAGUUCUCAAGUUGUCCAAGCUGGACAAUUUUACACAGCAGUACAGGUACCAUUUAACAUGGGACAGGGAACUGAAGGCACACAGCCUAGUAGUGUAUAUCUAAUGCCAUCUUCAAAUGUUAUUGGUGACACAAUGGCAGUUUCUAACACCCCAGCUAUGUCACUAGCCUAUCAUUUGCAAAAGCCUUGUGUCACUCCUAAUAUUAACCAGCAGCCUAGCUGUGUAUAUCUAAUGCCAUCUUCAAAUGUUAUUGGUGACACAAUGGCACUUUCUAACACCCCAGCUAUAUCAUUAGGCUAUCAGUUGCAACAGCCUUGCGCCACUCCUAAUAUCAGCCAGAGUCCAAUACACACUCAACUUUUGCCCACUUCUAGAGUGAAUAUGAAUUCUCUAUUUCACACAUUUAGAUACAAGGGUACUAGAGGUCGCAAGUCCAAAGGGAAUAGAGGUAGGCCAGCAAAGCGUAAAAUACCUAAAGAGGUUAAGAGAAAAGAAUCCAAGACUGUUCCUUUCACACCAAAUAACACUGCUGAAAGCUUCAUGUCCACUGAUAAUGUAACAACAAAUAGUUCAGCAGAUAGUCUCAUGUUAGCUACCACUUCAUCAGCAAAUACCACUCCAGACAACUUCCUUUUCAUUGACAGUUUGACAGCAAAUACCUAUGAGGAUAGGUUAAUGCCAAGCUAUGACAGCAGGCCUGUUGCAGAUAUUUCUGAAGCUGGCAGCAACACUAUAAACAAUGAAUCUUUACAGAAUUUGGAUGCUCCUUUUCCAGAUACCAAUGCUUUAGUGCAGCCAGACUCUCUUGAAUGUAUUUUUAUUGACUAAAACUAUCAUUAAUUUUGUUUUUUUUUAUUUUUGAUAAUUUUAUAAUUCUCUACAAUUUUUACUCAAUGAAGCAUACAAUAUUUGUUUUAAAUGUUUUCAAACAAGUAAUUACUUUUAUCAUGUUUUGACCUUUUUAGUGUAGGAAAUGCAAGGGAACAUUUAUAAUCACUCUGAAGUACUUAUAUCUAAUAACACUCAUCACAUACCCUUAGUCUCAGAUUUGUUAAUGGUUAUAAUUUUUGGAAAUAAAAAACUGUUGAUGGUUUAAAUGUGUAUAUCAUCCUUUACCACAUAAAUAGGCCCUAUGUCUGUUUAGGCAUCAGAUUUUUUAUGUUUAUUUUAAAUUUGAUUUGAGCUUCAAGUGUUUAUACGUAAAAAAAAAACUCUUCUGAGGUUAAUUCAUUCAGUUGUAAAAAUACAUUGAAAAUAUGUGUACAAUUUUUGUCAUAAUUACAAACCUCUGUGUAUGCACUAUGGAUGUAAUGUGUAAAAUAGUCCAUUGGUCGACCCUUUUUUUGUUUUACAUUGCUGUCAUUGUUGAGUCUGAGAUUAAUACACAUAUUUAUAUCUCCACUUUUUACUCCCUAUUAGUGUUGCUGUGAUAGGGCUUCAUCUUUUCAUACCAUUAUCAACCUUUAUGGGCGUUCCACUACCAAUAUCCCUUCUUAUACUACUUAUAGGUUAACACUUGGUCACAUACAGCGUGAAUAUACUUGACCUGAUACUAAUUUCUUUCUAUUUGAGUCUUUAUUCAAACCAUUGCUAUCAUCAGUCUAGUAUUCGAGUGGACUAGUCAUUGACAGGACCCAGAUUACCUCUCACAUCAACAGUAUAACUAUAAGUUAUACUCACUAUGGCAACAACAUUCUUUUUACCUUCUAUGUCACUUUUUUGUUUAAUAUGCGUAACACUUCGAUUAGUUUAUUUUACACUCAUACUAACAUUCAUUUGCACCAAUUUAUGCUCAUAGAACAUGCAU